AUGUCCGAGAUUUCUAUGCAUAUUCAACAUUGUAUUUUGUAUGAGUUCCAGCUCGGAAACAGUGCAAGUGCUGCUGCUCGCAAUAUAUGUGCUGCUCUCGGCAAAGGUGCAGUUGGUGAUCGUACAUAUCGUGAUUGGUUCAAAAGAUUCCGGGCAGGCGACUUGUCAUCGAAAGAUCAACCGAGGUCUGGACGUCCUCUCGAAUCCGGUGUUGAACGAUUAAAAGCAUUGAUAGAAGACAAUCCACGGCUAACCACACGUGACUUGUCAGCAAUGGUAGGCUGCAACCAAUCCACGAUCGAUCGUCAUCUGCAUCAAAUGGGAAAAGUCAAUAAGCUUGCUUUGUCUUUAGUUCACUUUUGUCAAGCUCUCAGAGGUGCAAACCUCGACCGAAGUGUGAUUGAAAAUUAUAAGAAACCGAUUGGUGAGAACACAAGUUGGGACUCAUUUAUCUCAACAAGUAAGAACUGUAAAUUAGCAGAAAGGUUUGGCAAUACACUGUUUAUUAUUGACACGUCAUCGUGUAGUGGAAUUGAUAUAUCAUCGUAUUCAGGAUUCCCUGACGAAGAAGAAGUAUUACUUCCUGCAGGAACAGCUUCUAAAGUUCUCAAAGUUGCACCUUAUUCCACAUCGGGGCAAUAUUCUGUUUAUGUAGAGCUUCUACCUGAAGUUCGCAUCGUCUUACUUGGAAAAACUGGAACACGAAGGUGAACUUGUCUCAUCAAAAUUAAUAUUCUUCUGUUACGGUGUACUUCUAGGCAAAAGUUCAUUUGGAAAUACAAUAUUAGGUGAAGAACGAUUUGAAGCAGACUGCGAUUCAGAAUCUGUUACUAAAAAGUGCUCAGUUGGUGUUCGACUUUUCAAUGAUAAAAAGAUGGUGAUUGCUGAUACGCCAGGGUGAUACGCCAGCUUUUCCAAAAAUCGCAUUUUGAUUUUUGUCGAAAAAUUUAAGGGCAAAGGUUUUAAGGCCUUUGGAACAUCGAAAACAUUUUUUCCUCUAAAAUUUUCGAAACACACCUUUUCUGACUCAGAAUUUUGUUCUAAUUACGAAUAUGGGAUCCAUAGUUAGAAAAAGUAAACAUUUCGUGGAGUCGAAUGCCAAAAACUGAAGGUUGGUGAAGGUCAGUCCAAUUGAUAGUUUCCAGGUUUUCACCAAGAAAGAGUCAUUCAAAAACUUGAAACUAAACAGUUAUUGGCGAAAAUAGUUGCUCUAUCCAAAUAUGUAAACAUAAAUACAGUUUGAGCGUAUUUUGAGCAAAAAUAUUAAGAAAAAGAGGAAAAAUGGUCAAAGAUCGGCCACAAUCCUUCACUGUGUGGCCUCUGCAUUCCAAACGAAAUCUUGAACUAUGAAAAAUCAGAACAACCUACCAUAGGUGACCAAACUUACGGCAAUUCUAUAGAAAUCUUAUGGGUGGCUCUACAGGACCUAUCCCACAGUUUACAAAAGUAUUUUCGCCAGUGAUGAAAAGUACUUUUUCUGGAGCAGUUUUGCAUGCUGAUUUCAUUGGUGAAACCCCAGGUCCGUAUCUAUCUAGGAAAAAACGUUAUUCACAAAACAAUUUUCGAAAAAGAUGGUGAUUUUUUACUGUUUUCCAGCUAAAAUACCCUAUCUUUCAGAGCGUCUAGCUCCUAGAGGACACGUCGUAGAACCUUCAUUCUUGCGUCAAAUGAAAGAGCAAGUCGAGCUCUCCAAGAUCCUGUCUUCAAAAUUUAUGUCAGAGUAGGUUCACCGAAUCAAAAACCCAUCGAAAUCUUAUGAAGUUUUCAACAGAAAUUUCAAGCCUUCUAACGUCAAUAUUCAACAAAAUAACUUCCUAUAUACUAUUUUUAGCGUAGAAUCCAGACAUGGCAGUUGAAAAAGUGCAUUCAAGGUUUUUAGAAGUUUUUUGAGCAGGUCUCUAGAAAACACUUGGUUUUUUAAUGAGUUUUGAGUCGAAUUUUGAAAACGUUUUUGCACACGAGCUUCUAUAGUUAUUUCUACCUAACACCCGGUAACAGACAGAGUAUUCGUGGCUGUAGAAUACUCUCGGCCAAGCAUAAGUAAACGAGAACGCGUUUAGAACGCGAGUUUUCGAUAAUUUCUCCCUUAUAUAUUACAGGGGCUGCAAAGAACCGAAAGCUCUGACAAGUGAUUAACAGUUACGCGAUUCAAAAUAUCUCCUCAAAAAGUUCUUUACAUUCGAAGUCUCGCAUUUUACAAAUAUACAUUGUUUUCGUUUUCAACAAGUUUUGGCUGCCAUAAUUUUAGAUUUUCUACUUCUUGUGUAUAAAGGUCCUGCACUGUCAUUAUUGGGCCACCAAUGAGCUGUGAAGAUGUAAAAGUAAUUAUCAACUACAGAUAUGCAAGAAAUACUUGCCAA
Didymodactylos carnosus is the source of this 2360-nucleotide messenger RNA. NCBI's taxonomy places the organism in Eukaryota, Metazoa, Rotifera, Eurotatoria, Philodinida, Philodinidae. The record is from the annotation of a GenBank genome assembly.